Molecule: messenger RNA, 1346 nt
Organism: Rubroshorea leprosula
Lineage: Eukaryota; Viridiplantae; Streptophyta; Magnoliopsida; Malvales; Dipterocarpaceae
Source: the annotation of a GenBank genome assembly
CAUAGGGAUGUACAAAUUGAUGAAGAUUCCCACUGGGAUUGGGACAAGAGAUUUGUUGUGAAGAAUGUUGAGAUGCAAUUUGGCUGUUUUAGAGCCCAACACUUAUGCAGAAGCUUCCAAGCAUGACAUAUGGAGGCAUUCAAUGCAAAAGGAGAUACAGAUGAUUGACAAAAAUGAUAAUUGGGAAUUAACUUCCUCACCACAAGAAAAGAAUGCAAUUGGAUUCAAAUGGGUGUUUAGAACCAAGAUGAAUCUUGAUGGCUCCAUUUACAAGCACAAGGCCAGAUUGGUAGUGACAGGAUAUGCUCAGCAUGUUGGAUUUGAUUAUGGUGAUGCUUUUGCACCAGUUGCACGGCAUGACACAGUCAACAUGUUGAUUGCUUUAUCUGCUAACUUUGGCUAGACAAUUUAGCAUAUGGAUGUCAAAUCAGCUAUCUUGAAUGGUCAUUUGUAGGAAGACAUUUAUGUGUAACAACUUGAGGGCUUUAUUAUUUCUAGUCAUGAAGAUGAGGUUUACAAGCUUAGAAAGGCUUUAUACGAGUUGAAGCAAGCACCUAGAUCCUGGUACAGUAGUAUUGAUUCAUUUCUCCUUCAACAAGGAUUUCAAAGGAGUAGGAAUGAGCCAACCUUGUAUGUUAAAUGCAACUCAGGUCAAUCUUCCAAGGAUAUAGCAUUUUCAGUAGAAAAUUUUGAUUCAAAUCUACUUGUUUGUGAUGCUAAAUUAUUGGUUUCUUUGUAUGUUGAUGAUCUAUUGAUUAUUGGUAGCAAUUCACAGUUAUUGCUUAGUUUUAAGGUUGGUUUGAUAAAAGAAUUUGAGAUGUCUAAUCUAAGGGAGAUGAGUUACUUUUAGGCAUGGAAAUUCAUGAACAUGAAUCUGGUAUAUUUGUUUCUUAACAUAAAUAUGCUCUUGAUGUCUUGAAGAAAUUUAGUAUAUAGAUCAAUGCAAGUCUAUGCCUACUCCUUUAGUUCAAAAUUCAAAAUUGACUAUUAGAGAUGGUUAUGAGAAGAUAGAAGCUUCUAUUUAUAGGGGUUUGGUUAGGAGUCUCUUGUACCAUAUUACAACCUGACCAGAUCUCAUGUAUGCGACAAGCUUGUUAUCUACAUUCAUGCAGUCUCCUAGUCAAGCUCAUUUUGGUGCUGCAAAAAGGGUGUUGUGAUAUUUCAAUGGCAUUUUAGAUUAUGGUUUAUGGUUUGAGAAGCAUAAACAUGGAACUUAGCAAUGUUUUUCUGGUAGUAACUGGGCAAGAAGUCAUGAAGAUGCCAAGACCAAUAUCUUUAGUUCUAUAGCUUUUUCUUGGAUGUCUAGAAAGUAAUAGGUUGUUGCUUAAUCAACUGCAAAGGUUGAG